Messenger RNA from Prunus armeniaca (apricot), 291 nucleotides. Lineage: Eukaryota; Viridiplantae; Streptophyta; Magnoliopsida; Rosales; Rosaceae. The record is from the annotation of a GenBank genome assembly.
AUGGGUGCAGCAGCCCCAAAAUAUGGCAAUUCUGAAUGUCAGAAGGUAGUUGAUAUGAUUCCUGUUCCUCCUCAACAGGCCUCCAGAGAGCUUGAGCAUUCCCAAAAUGAUGGAAACCACGGGGGCUCUGUCGUCAACAACAUUAUUAUUAGUCAGAAUACAAUUUAUGCUACCAAUUCCAACAGGGUAGGAAUUUCGCUUUCUACUUCUAGGAAUGAGGUGGAAGCAAUACGGAAUAUGGUUUUGAAAACCAAACGUCUGCGAAGACGACCUGAGGUGAUCAAGUCUUAG